UACAUAAUUAGUGAUGUUUCUUUCAACCUUGUUAAGAUCCAUGGAUGUUUUCACUUAUCUACCAUGAAAUUCAUAUCCUACCAAACGAAGCUGAGACAUUGCACCUUAAUCCCACUCUCCAUUUAUUUGAUCCCCCACCUCAAACACCAACAUAGGUGGCCAAAAAGGAAUAAAAAACAGCUUCUUGCACCAGCACUUUCAUUUGCUGGAGCUGUGAAUCUCUGUGUGUGUGUCUCUGAAGCAUGCCUACACCAACUGUUGGAAGACAUGCAUUUGAGGGAAGCGCGAGCCGCCGCGGAGCCGAGAGGCGGGUGCAAUCCAAAAGCCCAAAGCAUCUACAAAGGGUGUACCCAGUGGGCAUUCACAGGAGCAGCUCAAAUCUCUCUCUCUCAUCCCUAUCUCUGUCCCAGAAUUCAAAUGACUCUUCUGUCAAUAGCUCUAUCUUGAGCUGGGAUAGAAAGGUGGCCUCAUCUUUCCAUAGUAUUUUUGGCAACUGGGAAAGGAGGGGGCUCUCAAAUGGGUGUUUAGAGAAGGGCAAGUUGGGAACUGGAGAGGCUGUGUCAUUAGAGAGGACUGAGGAAAUUGUGGAUGAUGAUCUUGUGAGCCAGGAAUGGGUGUGUGGGGAUUCUGGGAGCUUGAACAGGUGCAGUUGGAUAACUAAAUUCAGUGAUGAAGUUUACGUCUCGUUCCACGACGAAUGUUGGGGCGUCCCGAUUUACAACGAUAGCCGACUCUUCGAGUUACUUGCAUUUUCCGGCAUGCUCAUUGAUCAUAACUGGACCGAAAUUCUCAAGAGAAGGGAGCUGUACAGGGAAGCGUUUGCGAGAUUCGACCACAACAUGGUCGCGAAAAUGGAGGAGAAUGACAUCAUGGAGAUAAGCUCCAAUAAGGAGCUCAUGUUAGCAGAGUGUAGGGUGAGAUGCAUUGUGGACAAUGCAAAGUGCAUUCAAAAGGUUGCUAGGGAAUUUGGAUCAUUCAGUGGCUACAUAUGGGGCCAUGUAAACCACAAGCCUAUGGUUAGCAAAUUCAGGCACCCAAGAAGUGUCCCCUUUAGGACUCCGAAAUCGGAAGCAAUUAGCAAGGACUUGGUGAGGAGGGGGUUCCGGUUGGUCGGGCCGGUAAUUGUGUACUCUUUCAUGCAGGCCGCGGGGAUGGCCAUCGAUCACCUCGUCGACUGCUUCCGGUUCAGCGAGUGUGUUCGGCUCGCAGAGAGAUCAUGGGGCAUGACAAAUGUUGCUAUGUAGUAGUGUUGUAACACAUUUCUCUGCUAAAAACUGGGGAUCUGCAUCAAUAUACAGUUUUGUGGAUAAACAGAUAUGGAAUGUGAUGUAAAUUUUGGAGUUUUGGCUAAAUAUUCAUGUCUUGUGGUAGUUUGACUUGACAAAAUGGAAGUUUUCCAUUUCCUUUUUCGCUUUGUUCUCUUUCAGAGUUAGUAAGUCAUAAAAUAUUGUAUAAGAAAUCAUGACUGUCGCAAAUAAUUUUCCAUCAAAGAGGAUCAGUAACUUUCAAAUUUGUUUCA
Molecule: messenger RNA, 1519 nt
Organism: Ananas comosus (pineapple)
Lineage: Eukaryota; Viridiplantae; Streptophyta; Magnoliopsida; Poales; Bromeliaceae
Product: DNA-3-methyladenine glycosylase
Exons: 5
Coding region: 243-1244 (333 amino acids)
Biological process (GO): base-excision repair
Molecular function (GO): DNA-3-methyladenine glycosylase activity
Source: RefSeq, a predicted model, not a curated record